Molecule: messenger RNA, 2792 nt
Organism: Amoebophrya sp. A25
Lineage: Eukaryota; Dinophyceae; Syndiniales; Amoebophryaceae
Source: the annotation of a GenBank genome assembly
GUAACGUUGUAUCAGUCGACGCAGGGAACACCUUUUUCACCGCCACCGACGCCUGGAACAGCUGACUUCGAGGAAGCAGGUCAAGAUGAGAGGACCAUUGUUCCUGCAGAUCGUGGUUUCAUAAGUGAAGACGAGAUCAGCGAGAGUGAAGGGGAACUACAAGAACGAGCUUACCAAGGUGUGCAGAAUCGGAAUGCUGCUACAACAGGAGGGGAGCCCUAUAAUUCUCGCACUCAGCAUAUUAAUCUAGCAAGUAGAACAAGGACAGCACAGGUUAUUUCCUCCUUCGAACAACAGCAGGCAACACCACGGGAUACGCUUUUAGUCAACAACGGUGCAGACCUAGUACAACGAGUCGCUUUUCCACGUGCCUCGGACGUUUCCUGGGGUUCCACGAGUGCAAGUUUGAGACAGGACGUGAGGGAAAUGCUGUCCUCUGAAGCAUCUCGUCCAACAGCAACUUCUGGUAGUACGUCAGCUAGGACUUCUUCAUCUCCUACUCUUGGUACUCUCUCCAGUCUCCAGUUUCGUUUGAGCUUCGUUUUCGAUAGGGAACGAGUAUCAGACACCGAUAUCCCGGCUGCUAGGGGACUCAAGGUGCUGAAAAUCUUCAACAAGCGACCUAUUGGUGGAAGAGCCAAAGCAUCUUCGUCGCUAGGGGAUCAAAACCGAUCAGAAGAUGAAAAUGACGAUGUACUGGAGAAUAUCAGGAAAGCUUUAGCCGCACAGUUAAACUCGUUUUAUAAUGAUCCUGGUCUCGUCCUCGAAAAUGAUGUUGGUCGUGUUGUAGGGAAGAAAGACGCGUUCCCAAUAUCUACGCCAGCCGUCGUUCUCCCCAAUAUCUACGACCGCAUUGUGCGGUUACCGCCAGGCAGGGAAGUUGAAACUGAAUACCUACACGAGCACGAUGACGAUCAACAUGAGGAGGAUGAUAUAAGGGGAAUAAACUUGAAUAACUUCCAGCAACAACAUGGCGGUGGAGAUCAAUUAGUACAGGGACAAGAUGAUAUUCUCCAACAGCCUCAGCCACAAGAGGAGACGCGAGGAGACGACCCUGGUGAAGAUUUACUAGGUGGACGAAGGCGCGAACAGCAUAUUAAACAUGCUUUUUUUAAGGCUCAACUUUCAAUGGUCACCAUUUAGAUUGGAGUCACUGAGAUCGAGGAGGCGACCCCUUCUUGAGAGAACCAACAGGGGAAAGAAACGAAGGGAAAGGGGAGAGCUUUGAAGGGGGUCCCUUCCGUUCCGAGUCAUGAUGACCAUUGAGUGCUGAGCUUUAAUUUUUAUAAUCACGGUGAUGCACAACUAACCCAACAAGUAGACUCUCGACCGGCGCUUGUUCUCGGCGAGGGUUCUAAAUCGAGUAUCCAUUAUCCCGGAACCCGAGGCAUUGCUUUAUGUCUUUUUUCAGAUCGGGGUUGGGGUUCCGCGGAGGACCUAUAUUGGCAAAUGGCCGUGCUUCCUCAGCAAAAAAAGAAGCACAUCGGAAGUGGCGAAAAGGAACAAGUGGUAAUGUGUAAUCGGAGUACAAGGCAAAUUGAAACUCACUUUUCAACAUCAGGAGAUCAUGAAGGCACGACUUCUCGAGGAACACAGCAACUCCAAAGUUUUGAGUUUGUCACUCUAUCCGAGCGCGCUUUGCGUGGGGUCCAGUACGGCGUUCUAAGAACCAGUGGCUCCAGUAGUUCGUCUUCCAGUGGCUCCAUUCCGUUUUUCAGUAUCCUUGGCCUCUAUUCUCUCCUCGUCUAUGCGGCGUUCAAGCUUAUCCGCUCAGCCUACGACAACAUUAAGGAUUCCCCAAAUUCAUCUUAAGAAGCAUCUUUGCCACGUUUUCAACGGGAAAAAACCCCAAAGAUGCGCUUCAAGAUGAAUAAAGGGAAGGUCUAACAACAGCUCAGAACGCGUGAUCUACACCGAAUUGGAGGACACGACGUUCUUCGAAGAUAUUUGCGAUGGCAUUUAUCUGGCUAGGGCAUUAGGGGACCUAGAUACGGAGUGGGGACUGUACAUGCAGUUGUUGAGACUGUAUCGGUCACCGGCGAUGCUGUUGGAGUAUUCGACGCCACAGACGGCGAGAAUGGAAUACACUAUUAGAUCUAGUACGACACGACAGCGCUACUAGGUCUAGGGUUAGCUUCUUAUCAUACCAUGUCAGUUGCCAAGCAUAAAAAGUACAUACACGCAUCGAACGAGUUAUCUUCAUACCAUAUUGACAACAUUCAUAGAAAGUAUUCCUUGUUCACAUUCAAUUUAUUAUAUUGACGACAUGCAUAAAAACGUAAACGCAUAGUAAGUAUGAGCUUCAUCCGAGAUGUGAGAUGAGAUGAAAAGUUUUGAUUUUCUGUAACCACAGUUUCAAUUUUCAACACAACAUAGAUGGGUCUACUACUUCUAGAUGGAGGAGGGUAAUUAUAAUUGGCUAGCUGGUGUAGUGUCACCAGCAAGCCUCGUCUUGCUCUUAACUCUAAAAUGAAGUAUUUAUCCCACUCGUCUUCGAAGAUGUGCGAAGAUUUAAGAAAAUUCCCUGUUUUGAUGCAGACACGCCCACACUGUUUCAACACCUGCUCACACACGGACAUAGUCCGCUAAGAAAAUGAACCACGUAGAUCACCUCCACCCAACACGAUGAAGAUUUUUACAAUGAUUGAGUUUUUGUAUGAACUCACACAAACUUUUUUUCGUUACGUCAUCGUAACUCAUUCAAGCUCGUCAAGAUUGCCUUUCGAAAUCGCGAAAAUCGGAAUUUUUUUUUGAUAACAAGGAAUCAGUCACUCAGAGAACAACACGUCAAC